Messenger RNA from Mesocricetus auratus (golden hamster), 1815 nucleotides. Its product is annotated as STAM-binding protein-like. Bases 570 to 1361 code for a protein of 263 amino acids. Gene Ontology annotation, biological process: protein K63-linked deubiquitination. The record is from RefSeq and is a predicted model, not a curated record. NCBI's taxonomy places the organism in Eukaryota, Metazoa, Chordata, Mammalia, Rodentia, Cricetidae. Gene Ontology annotation, molecular function: K63-linked deubiquitinase activity. Gene Ontology annotation, cellular component: membrane; endosome. The transcript is spliced from 6 exons.
UGUGUCAUCUUGCCAUUACUGGGAAUAUAACACAGAUAUUCCACAAGAGGAGCUAGUGUUCUUAACAGUUGGGUCAUCUCUCUCACUCCAAAAUUGUGGCAAAUUUCGAAUUAUCAUUAUAGGAUGAUAUAAUUUAAUAUAAAAUUAAGCUAAAUGUUAAGAGAAUAUUUAAAAUAAUGUCUUGAAGUGACAAAAUCCAUGCUCCCUUCUUUCUAAUUUUUUUGCCACUCAGCUCUAUGGCCGCUCUAGUCUUCCGGCAGGUGUUCAAUCUGCCCCUUUAACAAAUGUCUUCUUGGAUACCUAUUGGCUUUCAACUGCUUGAUGACAUCAUUCCCCCUCAGCCAAUAAGCACCAGAUAGAAUUUUGAGGUUACCUUGGAAAUAACUGACAAAACAUUUCUCAGUGCAGAGCAUCUUUUAUUCAGCACAGACGUGGAUCACUUAAUGUGAAACCUAACAACCCGUAUUCUCAUCCCUUUAUUCAUACCCUACUCCUUUUGAAACCUACAACCCGUUCUCUCAUUCCUUUGUCCCGAUCUACUCCUUUUGGACAUUGUUCCUGACUUGAAGAUGUCAGGCAAAAUUUUUGAACCUUGGCUCAUACACCAACAGAGCUAUCCAGGACUUUUCACUGCUAUGGACCCAAAUGAGAAAUGGGGCGCCAUCAGAACAUACAGAGAUGUUACUCUUCCACCCCAAGAACGUUUCCAAAUUUUAAUUCAUGUGGGGAUGAAUAUUGAGGUCAGCAAGAAAGUUCCAUUGAAAAUAUAUGUAGAUAUGAAGGAUGACCUCAUAAAGGUAGCAGCUGACCUCCAAAGAAAACAACUGGAAGAGGAAGCAUUUGUGGAGUACCACAAAUUUUUAACACUCUUUGUGGAGAAACUCAGAGAAGGCCCAGAAUACCUCAACUGCCUGUCCAAGGGAACAAGAUCCCAAAUCAACAAGACUAUAAAUAGAGUCUUUGUCAUUGCUGAGACUCUGAAGGGCAAACUCCUGACACAAUACAAUAAGGAGUAUGAAGGUUACCUGGCAGAUAAGAAAAAAAGAGAAGAGGAAGAGGCAGAAAAUAAGGCCUUUUGGAAAGACUUGAGGAAUACAAUCAGAAACUCCAAAGAUUUUGUCAAAUGGAGCUCUCUGGUGGAGAGACUGGUGGACGGGGCUGAGAAAGAUAGUGGAGAGGUCGGAUCCAGCCUGGCAUCAGCAUCAAAAAGUGCUGAAGAGUCUUUGGCAGAAAGCACUCCACAGGAAGCCUAUGAAGAGGUCACCCACAACACAUCCUCAGACAAGCAGGGUGGAGAGACUAACAUGAUGGAAAGUCCAGGUAAUUCACCACAGGUUCAUGACUUGGAAAGACUCAUGUGAAGUGGAAUCCAUUGCAUCUGGUCAGCCACACACACUUGAGACUGCAGCUCAGCAGGAAAGAGAGGAGCCACUAGUGACCAGGUGUAUGAAGUCCGGGGCACUGAGCAGCACAGAGCAAGAUUCAUCCCCUUUUCCUUGUCCUCAGUCUUUCAGUUCCCUGUAUCCACUUUGCUGUGGUAACAGAACCUAAUGUGAUUAGUGUUGUCACUCUCCUUCCUGCCACACUGACUAUCUUGCAAUAAUAGUCUUUAACUUAGUUUAAGUCACAUCAGUUUCUUCAAAACUUGUUGGAUUCAUGUCCUCAUCUUUUCAGUGCUCUGUAGAGAUUAGAGGAAGCACAUUAAGAAAUACUGAAUCGUCUCUCAUUGUAAGGAAUGUACUGUGAAUUUUUAAUUUCUAAAUGACUCAUCCAACAAUGUGAGAUGCAUUUUCACUCUGAACUCUUUGGGGAAGG